Anopheles moucheti is the source of this 2684-nucleotide messenger RNA. RefSeq names its product DCN1-like protein 4 (gene SCCRO4). Gene Ontology annotation, biological process: positive regulation of ubiquitin-protein transferase activity; protein neddylation. Gene Ontology annotation, cellular component: ubiquitin ligase complex. The transcript has 6 exons. Bases 514 to 1233 code for a protein of 239 amino acids. The record is from RefSeq and is a predicted model, not a curated record. NCBI's taxonomy places the organism in Eukaryota, Metazoa, Arthropoda, Insecta, Diptera, Culicidae. Gene Ontology annotation, molecular function: ubiquitin-like protein binding; ubiquitin conjugating enzyme binding; cullin family protein binding.
UUUGUCAAGCUUCUUCGUUUCCCUUCCCAUUGCGUUGUUGAAAACAUGAAAGCAUAACCAUCAUCAUCAUCAUCAGCAUCAGCAGCAGCAUCAGCACACGAUAGCGACAAGUGUACCCUUUUUACUGUACCUGCUGACUACGUUUUCCAAUCGUGCAUUGCGCGAUACCCUGUAGCAGCCAACAGCUCACGUCGCUGGUUCGCUGAAUCCAGCUGCCUUAAAUCCAUCACACUUCCCCACUUCCCGGAAGCUACGAUCUCUGCCUUCGAAGACUGAUUGCAAUAAGGCUGUGGCUGGCUAUUGUUUGCUUUGGAGGAUAAGAUAAUUUGCAAGCGAGUGAGUUCCCUGCAUCCAAAGGAAAAACCGGGAACCAGAUGUGGAAGUAGUGGUAAGGAUCGCACAGAACAAUACGCUAGAAAGGAUAGCUCGUCAUAGCGAAAGAAUACCCCUGGAACGGAUUGCGAACCUUCGUCGUUAGCCAUCAGUGCAGGCUUCACAAUUGACAAAUUACAAAUGCCCAGAGGUAAACGUCGUCACGCCAUAGACAUGAGGCCCAGUGAAGAGGACCAACAGUCGACCAAAAGGCAACGAAAUAGUUAUCAAAGCUCUAGGCGUUACAGUAAAUCGGAAGACGCCUUCAGUCAAAAGCGAUGCCUUGCCUGGUUCCGGGAGUACACCACACCGGAUGAUACGGACACUUUAGGUCCGGAAGGAAUGGAAAAGUUCUGCGAAGACAUUGGCGUAGAGCCGGAGAAUGUGGCAAUGCUUGUGCUGGCGUACAAGAUGGGUGCCAAACAGAUGGGCUUCUUUACGCAGAGCGAAUGGCUGAAGGGUUUGACGGAUCUGCAGUGUGACACAGCCUCUAAGGUGCAGUGCAAGUUGGAGUUUCUAAGAAGCAUGCUUAAUGACCCGAACUCGUUCAAAAUCAUCUACAGAUAUGCGUAUGAUUUUGCAAGGGAUAAAGACCAGCGUAGUAUGGAUAUUGACACGGCGAAAGCAAUGUUACAGCUACUACUCGGGAAACAUUGGCCACUCUACGCACAAUUUGCCCAAUUCCUGGAGCAGUCCAAGUACAAAGUGAUCAACAAGGAUCAGUGGUGUAAUAUUCUAGAGUUUUCCCGCACCAUCUCCAACGAUCUAACAAAUUACGACGUCGAUGGAGCUUGGCCCGUAAUGCUCGAUGAGUUUGUAGAAUGGUUAAGACAAUUAAGAGCACAGGCAACGAUUAGCUGAGGCUUGCUGCGUUAGAAGCCGUGUUCCGCCGGGUGUCAGUUGGCACACGACUGCACCACAACAAACCAGCAGACAAAGCAAACAACAAAAGCUUAUACACGUUAUACACACCCUCCACCAAUCUAUUCUAUCCAAUUGUAAUGCCUCUCUUUUUUCAAAUUCAGAAUUCAGAAUCAAAACGCUCGUUGAAUCUCGCUCCGCUCAGAGAGCAAGAGAUGCCAUGGAACACAAUACGCACAAUUGCGUUCCUAGGUAAAUGUAAAACGCAAAAUGAUGUCAAUCCUAACGUAAAUUUUUCCCACAUUCAUGACACAAUACUCUGUGUUGCGGACAGAAAGUGAUACAUUUUUAUAGGGAUCAUUUUCUGGUGUUGGAUUGGCUCUUUUCUACUGUAGAUAUUUAAAGACGGAUUGUAUUCGUGUGAAACAAAUUACUAUAUUAUGCUGUACAUUAAUCAUGGAACGUUCCACGUUCUAUAGCACUUAAUGUUUUGUUUUACCUAUGUUUAUCUAUGGUUUGUUUUUAGCAGACGCGUUUAGCUUCAUGACAGAUUCUAGGGCAAUAUUGUUUCACUACUCCUCUCUGUAUCGCGCAUCGCAGCGUAAUUAGCCUCAAACGAAACCAAAAAUAGUACACAGCAUGGUUAGUUUUUUUUGUCCCCCGAACACACAAUACAAUCCAACUUUCUUUUUGAACAAUGCAAUAUGAAUGUUUUGAUAGCAUAGCAUACAAACGGAAGGCUAUCUAGGUGAAGGAAAAACGGAACUGAAGUGAACUGUGUGAGUGAGUUGCAUGUAUGGAAUGGAACAAUAAACGAAAUUGUGAAUGAUAGAGGAAGCAUCCCGGCGAGGGUUCGGCUCCAGUCGAAAGUUAAAGCAAAACAAAUCCACAACACUCCCAAUAUGUCCAUAACGAGUGUUGGAGUAAACAGAAGACGAAGACACGAAUCCUGCAAUUCUGCAGGUUAACGAUUUUGCUUCACGUGAGAGUACACGGGAUGCUCGUGUCCGGUUAGAACGCAGGUACAAAAACUGGCUCUAACGAACUGAUAUUCCAAUAACACUAAAGAGUCAAACGAUGGUGGUGAUGAUGAUGAUGGUAACACAUGAACCGGAUACUAACAGGUGACCCCCGUAGGUUAAACCAGUAAUCAAACAAUAGAAGAAAUGACAAUUAUCAGAAGAAGCAAAGAACACUCACAUAAACAUAAAAUAGUUCGUUAUCGAAAUUCGGUUUAGCGCUCGUAACAUGGUUUUUGGCAACAUAACUACGGAAAUGAUAACAUUCAUGGUAAACAAAAAUCAUUAUUAUCACUAUGGCAAGCAACCACUAUACUCAACAAAAUCAAACUAACAGUAACGCAUGAGCAAAAAAUAGAACGUACCGAGACAACAAAGGCGAAGAAACUCGGGCAAUAAAUAAUACAACAUAAAAUAAAAGUCCAAACAUAC